This is a messenger RNA of Nymphaea colorata (pocket water lily), 1626 nucleotides long. RefSeq names its product inorganic phosphate transporter 1-4-like. The transcript has a single exon. Gene Ontology annotation, cellular component: membrane. Gene Ontology annotation, biological process: transmembrane transport; phosphate ion transport. Bases 1 to 1626 code for a protein of 541 amino acids. NCBI's taxonomy places the organism in Eukaryota, Viridiplantae, Streptophyta, Magnoliopsida, Nymphaeales, Nymphaeaceae. The record is from RefSeq and is a predicted model, not a curated record. Gene Ontology annotation, molecular function: phosphate transmembrane transporter activity.
AUGGUGCAGCUGCAGGUAUUGAAUGCCCUGGAUGUGGCCAAGACGCAGUGGUACCACUUCACAGCCAUCAUCAUAGCUGGUAUGGGCUUCUUUACCGACGCCUACGACCUCUUCUCCAUCUCCAUCGUCACCAAGCUCUUAGGCCGCAUCUAUUACUACGACGCCAACCCAGACCGCCCGGGAGUGCUCCCUCCCAACGUCUCCGCGGCGGUGAAUGGGGUGGCCCUCUCAGGUACGUUCGCCGGCCAGCUGUUCUUCGGUUGGCUCGGCGACAAGAUGGGAAGGAAGAAGGUCUACGGUCUCACCCUCAUGCUCAUGUUUGUCUGCUCCAUGGCCUCGGGCCUGUCCUUUGGAAAGACCCCCAAGGGCGUGAUGGCGGUGCUCUGCUUCUUUCGGUUCUGGCUGGGGUUCGGCAUCGGCGGCGACUACCCACUCUCCGCCACCAUCAUGUCCGAAUACGCGAACAAAAAGACCAGGGGGGCAUUCAUUGCCGCCGUCUUCGCCAUGCAAGGGCUUGGCAUCCUCGCUAGCGGGAUCGUCGCCAUCAUCGUCUCUGCUGCUUUCAGGAACCAGUACUGGGCGCCAGCCUACGUGGUCAACCCCGUGGCCUCGACGGUACCCCAGGCUGACUACGUGUGGAGGAUCAUACUGAUGUUCGGCGCAGCGCCGGCAGCACUGACCUACUACUGGCGAAUGCAGAUGCCGGAGACGGCCAGGUACACGGCGCUCGUGGCAAGGGACGCGAAGCAGGCUGCGAUGGACAUGUCGAGGGUGCUGCACGUGGAGUUCGAGAACGAGCAGGACAAGCUUGACGUCAUGGCCGUGGAGAGAUCCCUCAACUACGGCCUCUUCACCCGCGAGUUCGCCAAGCGCCACGGCCUGCACCUGCUCGGCACCACUUCCACUUGGUUCUUCCUCGACGUCGCCUUCUACAGUCAGAACCUAUUCCAGAAGGACAUUUUCUCUGAUAUCGGAUGGAUUCCGCCGGAUAAAACCAUGAACGCCGUCGAAGAGGUUUACCGGAUCGCCCGCGCCCAGACCCUCAUUACCCUUUGCUCCACCGUCCCCGGAUACUGGUUCGCCAUUGCUUUCAUCGACAUCAUCGGCCGCUUCACCAUCCAACUGAUGGGCUUCCUCUUCAUGACCGGCUUCAUGUUCGCCCUCGCAAUACCUUACUACAAUUGGCACCAACCCACCCACCGUAUUAGCUUCGUCGUCAUGUAUGCCUUCACCUUCUUCUUCGCCAACUUCGGCCCCAACACCACCACCUUCGUUAUUCCGGCGGAAAUCUUUCCGGCGAGACUCAGGUCGACGUGCCACGGUAUCUCGGCCGCGGCGGGCAAAGCCGGCGCCAUGAUCGGGGCCUUUGGGUUCCUGUACGCAGCCCAGAGCAAGGACCCCGGCCUUGUUGACCCAGGGUACCGUCCCGGAAUUGGGGUCAGAAAUGCGCUCAUUGUGCUAGGCGUCAGUAACGCGUUGGGCUUCCUCUUCACGUUCUUGUUGCCGGAGUCAAAGGGAAAGUCGCUGGAGGAGAUAACGGGUGAGGCCGAACCGGCCGGGCAGCAGGACUGCGACCCCGAGUCUGGCUAUACUGGCAGCGAACCUGUACAGACAGAGCCCCUUUAG